AUGUCCAAGCAGACAGAUCUUCAAUGGCAACAGGUAAGGCCCGGUCGAUGGGAGCGUGGCAUCGACGAGGUUGAACAGUUCUACACCUCCCUGGCGAAAUCAUACCAAGGCAGCGGGCGCACCUUCUUCGCCAUCACGGGCUUCGUCUCCUUCUCUGUCAGGGCGGACGACGGUGUUUCCCAAGAGGAGACAAGAGGAAGGGUUAAAGAUGCCCUGCGCAAGGCAUGGGUGCAUCUGCGUUUCGACCACCCGACCAUUGCGUCGUGGGUGGAAUGGGACACCGAGCGCAAGCGCUGCAGAAAGAUAUACGAAUCUCCCACCGGCCAAGAUGCCGUUCAGUCGUGGCUAGAAUCCACCUUUCUCAUCGUGUCAGACGCCAUUUCCGGGUUUGAAUGGUGCAAUUCGGAUCCUCCGGUGCCGAAGCUACCGACUCUCUUUCUGAUAUGGUCAUCUCUUCGCGUUAAAGGCUUACUCCAGGGUGAUCUUGUGCUCCGCGCUCAUCACGACAUUAUCGACGGCGUUGGGACACUGAUGUUAUUCGAUAAUUUCUUUAACCACGCGGCCAGAGCCUAUGAACGAGGGUCGGAUUAUCCUCUCCCGUGUUUUGGUACGGAAUACGCAAACCUGAGUCCCCCGUUCCUUGUAGCUGCGGCGCUGCAGCCCAGCAUGUCCCCCGAGCAGAGGGAAAGAUUCGAGUCGAUCAUGGCAUACAACGCGUUUAUGAAGCAGGAUCGUAUAGAGGUUGCCAGUGUUCCAUUUAAGAGGGGAGAACACCUCCCUGGAAAACAUCAGAGGGUUGCCGUCACUCUUCCCGCUCAGCAAACCACAGCCAUCCUCAGCGCCUGUCGCCGGCUAGGUCUGAGUGUGACGCAUGCGUACCAUGCAGCGGUUGCGAUGGCGGUGCGAGAUCUUCAGGAACGGCGCGAUAGCGAACGCCUAGUCAGAUACAUCAAUUACAGCCUGAUCAACGAGCGCGGACAUUGCUUGAGCCCGUACGAUACUCCUCUCCAUGCAGCAGCGGUCUACCACUCUGUUUCAUGCAGGCUGCUCAUUGUUGAUACCAAAGUUCCGAGUAUAACUGACGGCUCGACUCCGACAGAGGUGAGCAGAGAGGAGUUCUCAAGGGUCGCCAAGACUGUCAGGGAGUUCUAUGACGGAAUCCGGAAGGACAAGGAUCACAUCCAGAUGAUACCCUUGUGGUACGCCAGCAACACUAUUCCCUACCCACACGACGACGCCACGCCACCAGUCCCAGAACCGAAUCAGUCGCCGUCGGUUUCAAUCUCCAGCUUGGGUGUGGUGGACAAGGUGAUCAGCCCUUCGCAUGGGGCAUUCGAGCUGGAUAGCCCUUGGGUGACCGGUGAGGAACUGGGGACGGGUCUCGGCCUGUUCCUAGGGACUUGGAAGGGGGUGUUGACUCUGAGUGCGGCAUAUAAUGAUGCAUGGCAUGAUAAGGAAGAGGUAGUGAGGCUUAUAGAGCGAUGCAACAUUACUGUGGUCUGCGGGCUGGGGGUUGAGCAAUUAUGA
Molecule: messenger RNA, 1527 nt
Organism: Aspergillus viridinutans
Lineage: Eukaryota; Fungi; Ascomycota; Eurotiomycetes; Eurotiales; Aspergillaceae
Exons: 1
Coding region: 1-1527 (508 amino acids)
Source: RefSeq, a predicted model, not a curated record